GAGAGAGGGAGGGGGAGAGCUGGCAGUAUGCAGAGGGCACUGCCCACCGCAGUCCCCGCAGAUGUGCGUCCUCUGCUCUGCAGAUCGCAGUCGCACGACAUCGCCGCCACCCGCAGCCCUUUUGCCUACAAAUUGAGGCAGGAACCGCUGGUUUCGGGGUCGCUCGGGCGGAACCUGGAAAGGACAUGUACUGGGGAGUGGGUUUCGCCUCGUCCAGGUCGUGCGUGGUUGAUCUGAGCAGGAAUCAGAGCUUCUCCCUGGGACUGUGCGGCACCGACGACCACUAUUCGUUUUAUGGAUACAUAAUCACUUUUCCUUUGCAGGACUACUGUGCCAUCAUGUCAGGGCUGGGAGCAGAGUCCUGGUGGAAGAAGACGCUGUGUCUGACCGGGGGAGCGCUGCUGGCAGCCGCCGCGUAUCUCCUACACGAAUUGCUCGCCAUCAGAAAAGAACAAGAAAUUGAUUCAAAAGACGCAAUUAUUCUGCACCAAUUCUCACGAUCUGAGAGUCGGAUUCCUAGUUUAUCACCAUUUUGUUUGAAGUUGGAAACGUACCUUCGAAUGGCAGAUUUGCCCUACCAGAAUUUCUUUGAUGGAAAACUCUCUCCUCAAGGAAAAAUGCCAUGGAUUGAAUAUAAUCACCAAAGAGUAUCGGGUACUGAGUUCAUUAUUGAAUUUCUUCAAGAAAAACUCGGAGUUAACCUAAACAGAAACCUGGAGCCGAAUGAAAAAGCUGUCUCAAGAGCUAUAAUAAAAAUGGUUGAAGAGCACUUCUAUUGGACCCUAGCCUAUUGUCAGUGGAUUGACAACCUCCAGGAGACUCAGAAGAUGCUCUCUGUCUCAGGCCCAUUCAGCAGCUUCGUGAAGUGGAUACUCUGUCACCUAACAAGAGGGAUUGUCAAACGGGAAAUGUAUGGUCAAGGCAUUGGUCGCUUCUCAAAGGACGAAAUAUACAUGUUAAUGGAAAAGGAUAUGCGAUCCCUCUCGGUCAUUUUAGGUGAUAAGAAAUACAUAAUGGGCCCAAGACCUUCCACAGUGGAUGCAGCUGUGUUCGGACACUUGGCUCAGGCAAUGUGGACUCUUCCAGGAACUCUGCCGGAGAGACUGAUCAAAGGUGAGCUACUUAAUCUUGCCUUGUACUGUGAAAGGAUCAAGAGGAAGUUCUGGCCAGAGUGGAAUGAAGAGAGUGAAGACGCUUCAUAUGAAAAUGAGGAUGAAUCCAGUGAAGACAGUCUGACUCCCACACCACUCCAAGAUUUCAGCUAUUAUUCCCACACAGAAACAUUUGAUGAAGAAAUGACAGAGAACAGUGUUUCCUAUUCACAGACUCCAGACACCGAUUACACGGGCCACUCGCUCUUUGACUCAGAUGUGGAUAUGGAAGACUACACAGAUAAUGAGCAAGGCAAAUGAAAUGAACUGAAGAAAGUUUUAUGUUGGGGGGAGGGUAAGCAUAUGUAUGAUCUGCACCUUACACAGUAAACUGAUUUAAUGUGGAGAUUACUAGAGAUCACUCAAUACAGGUAUUGUUAUUUGGACCAAUGUGAUGAUGUUGAGCAGUGUUGAGUUAAGACAAAUAUUCCUUUAUGCCAAUAAAGCCUAUUCUUCUUUAAUGUA
This is a messenger RNA of Callorhinchus milii (elephant shark), 1616 nucleotides long. It is a transcript of the gene faxcb, whose product is annotated as failed axon connections homolog, metaxin like GST domain containing b. The coding region runs from base 186 to 1412 and encodes 408 amino acids. Gene Ontology annotation, cellular component: cytoplasm. Lineage: Eukaryota; Metazoa; Chordata; Chondrichthyes; Chimaeriformes; Callorhinchidae. The record is from RefSeq and is a predicted model, not a curated record. The transcript is spliced from 6 exons.